Anoplophora glabripennis (Asian longhorned beetle) is the source of this 3146-nucleotide messenger RNA. It is a transcript of the gene Pgant5, whose product is annotated as polypeptide N-acetylgalactosaminyltransferase 5. The record is from RefSeq and is a predicted model, not a curated record. NCBI's taxonomy places the organism in Eukaryota, Metazoa, Arthropoda, Insecta, Coleoptera, Cerambycidae. Gene Ontology annotation, cellular component: Golgi apparatus. The transcript has 9 exons. The coding region runs from base 294 to 2150 and encodes 618 amino acids.
UCUGCCUUCGCGGAAUGUGCGACGUGUAAAAUCGUGUAAAUGCAGGUGUGAAGAUGAAAACAGUAAUAAUACGAAUAACAGAACAAUUAGUUAACUUAUUUUUUAGUUAAUAUUAACAAAAUAAUGGGGCUGUGGGGUUAAAGAGCGUCGUUUCAUAGGACAAUAUAAAUUAAAUCUUGUUUAUAUCAUUUGACAUUUAAGAAUAUUAAUUUUUGUGAGCAAAAAUCUGUGAUAAAUAACUAGGAAGUGGCAAUUUGUGAUGUGUAGUGGAUAGUUAAAUAUAUUUCUAAAAAAUGUUAUAUGGAAAACUGAGAAUUCACACCUGCAGAGUGAUACUCCUAACCUCUUUGGUUUGGUUUUUAGUUGAUGUGGUUAUUUUGUCUUUCUAUUCAGAAUGCCUCGGGGGCUCUUGCAAGAAAACGGACGACAUAAAAGCCGAAGCACUAGGUGAUAACUUCGACAAUGACUACGACCAAAAAGAAGACCAAAAUCUACAGCAACACGAAAGAGCAGGGUACAGUAAAAGGGCCGGCGAUACAGGAGGCGGCGUCUCCGCUACAUACAAGCCGGGCGACCUGCGGAGGUGGCGGCCUGCGCCCCCGGUGCUCCCCGCACCCAACGCCGUGGGAGAGAAGGGCAAGGCCGUCCACAUCCCCUCGGAUCAGGAGGCCCUCAUGAAGGAGAAGUUCAAGCUGAACCAGUUCAACCUUAUGGCCAGCGACAUGAUCUCGUUGAACAGGUCGCUGACUGACGUCAGGCUGGAGGGAUGCAAGGACAAAAAGUACCCCAAGCUUUUGCCUACCACAUCCAUUGUGAUAGUAUUCCACAACGAAGCCUGGUCCACCUUGCUGAGGACCGUAUGGAGCGUCAUCAACAGGUCGCCUAGGCCGCUACUGAAAGAAAUCAUUCUCGUCGAUGAUGCCAGCGAAAGAGAGCACCUCGGCAAGGCGUUAGAAAUCUACGUAAAGACACUACCAGUACCUGUGUACGUUUUCAGGACGGUGAAACGUUCAGGCCUAAUCAGAGCCCGACUUUUGGGUGCCAAACACGUUACUGGACAAGUGAUAACCUUCCUCGACGCGCAUUGCGAGUGCACCGAAGGAUGGUUGGAACCGUUAUUAGCUAGGAUAGUAGAAGACAGAAAAACCGUGGUGUGUCCCAUCAUCGACGUGAUAUCAGACGAAACGUUUGAAUAUAUCACCGCUUCUGAUAUGACGUGGGGCGGCUUCAACUGGAAGCUGAACUUUAGAUGGUAUCGAGUGCCUCAGAGAGAAAUGGACAGAAGGAACGGCGACAGAACAGCUCCUCUAAGGACACCAACAAUGGCUGGAGGACUUUUCUCCAUUGACAAGGACUAUUUUUACGAACUCGGGGCCUACGAUGAAGGAAUGGAUAUCUGGGGCGGUGAAAACUUGGAAAUGAGUUUUAGGGUGUGGCAGUGCGGCGGUAAAUUGGAAAUAAUCCCGUGCUCGCACGUCGGGCACGUUUUCAGAGACAAGUCCCCGUACACGUUCCCGGGCGGCGUGUCCAAGAUCGUGCUGCACAACGCGGCCAGGGUGGCGGAGGUGUGGAUGGACGAGUGGAGGGACUUCUAUUACGCGAUGAACCCAGGGGCCAGGAAUGUUCCGGUUGGUGAUAUUUCAGCGAGAAAAGAAUUAAGGGAAAAACUGAAAUGUAAAAGUUUCAGGUGGUAUUUGGAGAAUAUUUACCCAGAGUCUCAAAUGCCGCUAGACUACUACUAUCUUGGAGAUAUUCGAAAUGUAGAGACGAGGAACUGCCUAGACACGAUGGGCAGGAAAUCCGGAGAAAACCUCGGAAUGACUUAUUGCCACCACCUGGGUGGCAAUCAAGUGUUUGCUUACACUAAACGACAGCAAAUUAUGUCGGACGACAAUUGCCUUGACGCAAGCAGUAGGACGGGUCCGGUGAAGCUUGUACGUUGCCACGGGAUGGGCGGUAACCAAGCUUGGGUGUAUGACGAUGUGGAUAAAACAAUCAAACACGUAAAUACUGGGAGCUGUUUGACGAAACCCGACAAUAGCGACGUGAAUUUACCUUUACUGAAGUCGUGUAGCUACAGUGAAGGUCAGCAAUGGAUAAUGGAUAGCGAUUUUAAAUGGCAGGCUAAUAAUCAUCAAGAUGAGAGAUAGGUGUCGCUUAGCCCUUCUCGAAGUCAUGUGAUAUUAAAAAGUUACAGUUGAAUGAAAUUAUUCCUUCGUUCGCUCGGAGGGUUUUUAGUAGGACUUAAAAAGUCGUUUUGAACUUUUUUCAUCCUCUUAUGGUUUUUACAGGGGUUUUAUAAAAAUGCUGUUUUUAAAAUGGGUAUUUUCUUUAAUUAACAGUUACGUGUGUUUAAAAAAAAAUUACUUCAUUUAAUAAAUUAGUACAAAAUAAAUGUAUAAGACUUCUUUAACGAAUUUGAAAGGUUAUUAGUUUUUAUAUUUUGUAUUUAUUUAUUUUGUCUUUAUUUUUGUAACGAAUUUUCUGAUAGUAUUUAUUUUUGCAUUUAUUUAAUCAAAUUUUCCAGCAUUCCAUUUAUAGUGUGUCUUUUUUAAAAGCUAAUGUAAUUAGCACCUCUUCCUAGAGAUAAGACUUUAACCCACUAAGAAAGUUUUUACCGACUGCCAUUUGUACAUAUAGAAUAGUUGAAGACCAAUGGUUAAAUCUACACACUCUUAGUUAGAAACAGAAUUGUUGUAGGAGUAGGAGAGAAGGAAAAUCUAUUAUUUUGCAAUUUGGUAAGAAUCUCUCAAAACAUUUUUUGAUAGAAGUCGAAAGCAUAUCAUUUUAAUAAAGCGAGCCAGCAAUAUCGAACGUGACAGAUCUAUUAACUUGGGUCGAUAUCAUGGAGACUUUCUUCAGAUGAAGCUUUUCUCUUGUUUCCUUUUAGUAAAAUCUUGAUAAUAUAGUCGAACUUCCGAAAGUCAUGUCAGUAAAAGUAGCCCGAAGAAUUUGAGUUUGUUAUAUUUCUUAUUUAGACGUAAUCAGAAUUCAUAAAAAUAUUACAUUUUAGUAACUAAUUCUUAAACGUGGAAGUUUGACUAAUAAAGGAAUACGUAUUUUAUAAUUCCGUUAAAAAAAAAUAUAAAUUUAUAUAACGAUGAUACAAUAAUAGCAGCUAAAAUAUAUUUAGGCCAUCUAAUAAU